Molecule: messenger RNA, 2006 nt
Organism: Odontomachus brunneus
Lineage: Eukaryota; Metazoa; Arthropoda; Insecta; Hymenoptera; Formicidae
Product: putative protein tag-52
Exons: 10
Coding region: 340-1932 (530 amino acids)
Biological process (GO): intracellular signal transduction
Cellular component (GO): cytoplasm
Molecular function (GO): guanyl-nucleotide exchange factor activity
Source: RefSeq, a predicted model, not a curated record
GGCAAAUAUUCAAGUAUAUGUCAUUUGUCAAUAGUAACUGUUGAGACAAGCAUCCUGAAACAGACAACAAAUUGUCUGUUAACAUAAGCUGAUCCAAUUGAUAUCCAAUUGGACAUUGAAGAUUGGUUGUAAGCAAAUCUAAAGUAGAUAGUUCAUAACCUAUCUACUCCAGACGUUGACGUUUGAAUUUCUUGGAGAACGAGACGAGAAAAGAAACUAACGAGGAUAUUACUUUGGGAAUUUAACUGUGCGAAGUUGCUUUCUUCUCUUUUCUUCAUUCACACUGAAUACGUCCGACUUGAGGAUAAACCCAAAUAGUACAUAAUUUAUAAUACAAUUAUGUAUUCACCAUUGUCGCCACAAGCCAGUCUCAGCUCAGAGUUAAGAAAAAUCAUAAAUGAAAGAAAUAUGUUAAGUACACGGAGCAGGAUGAAAGUAUUGCAUGCUUUGAAUGAGGAUAACGAAAAAUGUGCAGAAGUAAGAGAGAAGACUCUAAGAUCACAAGCCAUUCAAGAGAUAUUAACUACUGAAGUUACCUAUUUGCGACAAUUGGAAACUUUAGCAGAGUUCUUUAUACAGCCUAUUAUUGAAAGAAACUUACUGAAUCACCCACUACUUGUCACUCUAUUGGAGAACAUAAAAACAUUGUAUAAUGUGAGUGGAGAGCUGGUAACAGGAUUGAAACAUAAUCCUGACAAUAUAGCUGAAGUAUUUCAUAAACUUGCGCCAUUCUUCAAGUUGUAUUCAGUAUAUGCUUAUGAUUAUAUGCAACUGCUGAAUUUGCUACAGAUGAAUCAGGAGAGUGAUCCUACUUUCAGAAAAUUUAUAUGCGACCAAGAAACAAGACCAGAAGUAGGUAGAAAAUUGCCCUCUUUGUUAAUUACACCGAUUCAGAGAGUACCACGAUAUCAAUUACUUGUUAAAGAAGUAUUACAACAUACUCCUUAUGGUCAUAAAGAGUACAGACCUUUACAAGCGUGCUUGGUCGAAAUUGAGAAGUCUGCAAAGCACAUAAAUAGUUUAGUCGCGCAGAACGAAGAGACGCAAAAACUAUUGAAUCUCCAAAGGUGCAUCAUUACUUCGAUUAAUCUAGUUAAACCUGGCAGAAUACUAAUCAAGCAAGGCCCACUGAUGCGCGUCUCGAGACGAGGCAAUACCGCUUACAAACGGUACUUUGUCCUCUUAAAUGAUACGUUACUAUAUUGUAAAGGCGAGCCGGAAACUUCACUGAACGUGUCUUGCGUUUUGCCGCUAAACAAGUGUAGCUUAACUUGCGUUUUGAGCAAGAAGUUGUUCCGCAUAACAUGCUUACACGAAACAUUCCUGUUAUAUUCGGAACAGGGUGACAGCAACGAAUGGAUACAGUCUAUACAAAGUACAAUCAAAAAGUAUACUGAGUGUAGACAGACUUUGAGAAAGGAAAGUAGUUCAAGGAAGCCACUCAGACAUAAUAAUGUCAAUGAAUUUCCAUCAGAUGAUAUACCAAAAAAGUCUACCAAGAGGAAAAGAUAUAUAGAAGAUAAACAGAUUCCUUUGGAUUCUUCAAAUAUUAUAUACUUUAAAAAGGAUAAUCAGACGGACGAGGAUGAUAUUCAACAAGAAAAUAUGUGUUUACCUUUUUAUAGCAAAACCAAGAAAUUUAAACGAAAUGAAAAUAUUAAUGCCGAUGAUUGUGAAGCCCAGACAAAAAAUAUAAAAUCAAAAUUCUGUAAAAAUAAAUAUAAACAAAGCGUACCUAUAUAUAAACAUUUAGAAAAACCAAGUAAUAGCAGUUAUUCUAACGAGGCUGCAGAGACAACGAAAAAGCAUAGAACAAGUUCGCAAUCAGUCAGGUCGAGUGUUGGACAACAAGCAUCAUCGUCAUUUGGGGCGAUCGCUGGAUUCUUUACGUAUAUUGGAACGUCCAUAAAAGACCUUUUCACAUUCAAAUAAAAUAUCCCUCAGCGCGAUAUGUAAACAAGGGAAGAGAGUAAUUUAUUUAUAUAAUAAUUAUAUGAAACUAUAUA